AUGGGCGUCACUAUCGAAACUCUUGUUCCAGGCGACGGCAAGACCUUCCCCAAGAAGGGUGACAAGGUUACCAUUCACUACGUUGGUACUCUGCUCGAUGGCUCCAAGUUCGACUCUAGUCGCGACCGUGGGCGCGUCGAUGAUCUCGAACGAGGCGCGGUUCUGAUUAUCGAUGCGAUUAUCGAUUUAGGCGUCCCGCAACUAUCACUCGGACAGAAGGCCGUCUUGACGGCCUCUCCGGAUUAUGCCUAUGGCAGCCGCGGCUUCCCUCCUGUGAUACCUCCCAACUCGACACUCAAAUUCGAGGUUGAACUCUUGAAGAUCAACGGCGUUGGGAAGUAA
Coprinopsis cinerea okayama7#130 is the source of this 342-nucleotide messenger RNA. Its product is annotated as FK506-binding protein 1. Lineage: Eukaryota; Fungi; Basidiomycota; Agaricomycetes; Agaricales; Psathyrellaceae. The record is from RefSeq and is a predicted model, not a curated record. Gene Ontology annotation, molecular function: peptidyl-prolyl cis-trans isomerase activity. Bases 1 to 342 code for a protein of 113 amino acids. The transcript has 5 exons.